AUGUCGCAGCCAGCAGUGCCUCCUUCGGGGACCAAGGAAGCCCUGAGCGCUGAGGCACCACCAGCGACCGUGUCCCAGGAUGGCGGCCCGAAGCCGGAGAGGACGACCCUCCAGAAGGUGUACGAUUGCCUCACAUAUGUGCCACCGAGGUGUCGCUAUGACCCUGAGAAGCCAUUUCAGUUCUCAAUGAGUUUGAAUAUACUCUUUGCAUUCGCUGGUUGUUUUACCGUGGCCAACCUCUACUAUACUCAUCCAAUCCUCAACCUCCUCGCCGACGACUUCCACGUUACCGACGAGCAAUCUUCCUAUAUCCCCACUUUGGCACAGGCUGGAUAUGCUGGUGGGUUGCUGUUCUUGUGCCCGUUGGGAGACUUGGUGAAGAGGAGGCCAUUUGUUCUUUGGCUGGUUUGGUUUACUGCAACACUAUGGAUUGGCCUCUGCGUCACCAGAUCAUUUGUCGCCUUCGGGGUCAUCACCUUUAUCACAAGUGUGACGACUGUGACACCUCAGUUGAUGCUGCCCCUGGUCGGCGACAUGGCUCCUCCUCACAGGCGGUCGACGUCUCUCUCCAUUGUCGUGUCGGGGAUGCUUCUAGGAAUGCUCAUCGCCCGUCUCUUGUCCGGCACCGUUGCUAAAUUCAUUGGGUGGCGCUAUAUCUACUGGAUCUCAUUUGGGCUGCAAUACUUUAUCCUGAUCUUGCUGUAUCUCUUCAUGCCAGAUUACCCUUCGACCAACCCCGGGGAGAAUAUCUGGAGGAAGUAUCCGCUGUUGUUGUGGGAUAUUGUCAAGCUCGUGGUGAAGUAUCCCGUAUUAGUCCAGGCCUGCCUUGUUGGCAUGUUCACCGCGACGACCUUCACCAGUUUCUGGACAACCCUGACUUUCCUCCUUGCCGGUUCCCCGUACCACUACAAUUCUCUAGUCAUUGGUCUUUUUGCCUUGAUCGGAAUCGGCAGCAUGACUUGGGGUCCCAUCUUCGCGAGGACAGUCAUGGAGAAACACCAACCGCUCUUUUCAGUCAUCAUUGGCGAGGUAAUUUGUUUGGUUGGCGUGGUUAUCGGGACCUAUACCGGCAAAUUUACGAUCGCGGGGCCCGUCAUCCAGGCCAUUGGGAUCGACAUCGGCCUGCAGACCAGCCAGAUCGCUAACCGAACUUCUAUCUACAAAGUCGCGCCGCUAGCGAGGAACCGGGUCAAUACUGCUUAUAUGGUCAGCGUUUUCGUGGGGCAGUUGAUCGGUACUGCUGUUGGGAACUCUCUUUAUGCCCGUGGCGGUUGGAUCUCUUCGGGCUCGGCAAGCGUCGGCUUUGUUUCUACAGCGCUGGUCGUGUGCUUCUUGCGCGGCCCACAUGAACAAGGCUGGAUAGGUUGGCGAGGCGGAUAUAACAUGAAGCAAGGAGUGUUGAAGAAGCCCCAAAACAACCCGAAUGAUACGGAGGCUUUGCAAGCCCAGCAACCGCCUCAGCCAUUCAGCGCAGAGAAGGCAAAAGAAGCUGGGCAAGCAGAGAAGGAAAUCGAAGUGCGGGCUCACGAUGAGAAUCGCGAAAUUGACCACAGUUCGCGAUCCUCGCAACGUACUCUCAGUGAGGAGAUCCAGCCUUGCGGGGAGAAAAUCUAG
Fonsecaea erecta is the source of this 1614-nucleotide messenger RNA. RefSeq lists its product as hypothetical. Gene Ontology annotation, molecular function: transmembrane transporter activity. The record is from RefSeq and is a predicted model, not a curated record. The transcript has 3 exons. Gene Ontology annotation, biological process: transmembrane transport. Lineage: Eukaryota; Fungi; Ascomycota; Eurotiomycetes; Chaetothyriales; Herpotrichiellaceae. The coding region runs from base 1 to 1614 and encodes 537 amino acids.